Molecule: messenger RNA, 582 nt
Organism: Podospora anserina S mat+
Lineage: Eukaryota; Fungi; Ascomycota; Sordariomycetes; Sordariales; Podosporaceae
Exons: 1
Coding region: 1-582 (193 amino acids)
Source: RefSeq, a predicted model, not a curated record
AUGGCCUCCAUGAUGGGAGGUUCUAGCUACAAUCUCGUCGACAUGGCCGCCACGACGGUCAACGUCAAAGAGGGGCUCAUCGAGACGUCCGUCAUGAUGGUCAACCCCAAGCACGAGCCCAUCGAUGUCUCCACUGACGACUUCCUCCUCAACUUCGCCAUCACCACUUUCACUUCCGCCACGGACCAGGCCCACGACGACCAUAUGCAAGCCCUCGGCCAUCUAUUCCUUGAAAAGGCCGGCGCCGCCCGCCUCGAGGCACAUCCGCCCUUGGAUUUCGCCACGCAUGAGGAGUGCCACAGUACUUCCAAGCUGCUUCUCUCUGGCGGUGCGAACUUUCCCUCUGGCAGUGCGGACCUUUCCUCUGGCAGCGCUGGCUUGAAAGGAACCGGUCAUGAUUCACCCAUCGAUUCAGCCGCCUCGAUGACCUCGGACAGUUCACCCAGUUCGACGACGUCCCCUCACAGCUCGCCCAGCCCCACGUCCACGGACGACGCCGUGUUUUUUGCCCUCGCGGAUGGACACGAGGAAGAAAAGAAGGAACACACCCUGGGAGAGCCAGAAAAGGGCACUCUGGCCUAG